GCCGGCAUCCACGGUGCUCCCGGGCCGCACCGCCACAGCCGGCGGGCUCUCCAGGCGGGUCCUCCUGACCCUCCACCCCGGCUCUCAGACUCGCCUUGAUCUCCGUCGGGAUAGUGUCGAAGGCGAAAAAGACAGUCUUCGGUGCCGCGUUGUCUCCGCCAGGGAAAGACAGCAAGUUGUGCUGCGCCUGGGACCGCGAGGGACCGGGAGGGACCGCGGCCGCCGCCCGACCGGGGGCCGCCAUCAUUACCAUAAAGCAUGAGAAGCUAAUCGAGGCAAGACCAAAAGAUCUGUUGCAGCCAAGUAGCUACAAAGGCCUUGAAGAACUGUGGACUCCCCGGGAGUUUCUGGUGACCACACGCCUUCCUUCACACCUUCGGGACGAUCCCACUGGGUCCUCGUUGCACUGCAUGUUGGAAAAUGGCAUCCAGCCUGACUUGUACUGGAGUGAUCUGGGCUUUGCUUUCUUUCCUUUCCGCUGCCACAUCCUGUGUGGGGUUCUUCAUGCCUUACUGGCUCUGGGGAUCUCAGCUAGGCAAGCCCGUGUCCUUUGGCACUUUCCGGAGGUGCUCCUAUCCCGUACACGAUGAGAGUCGGCAGAUGAUGGUGAUGGUGGAGGAGUGUGGGCGCUAUGCUUCCUUCCAGGGCAUCCCCAGCACCGAGUGGAGGAUCUGUACCAUAGUGACAGGCCUGGGCUGUGGCCUGCUCCUCCUGGUGGCUCUCACUGCCCUUAUGGGUUGCUGCGUGUCAGAGCUCAUCUCCAGGACAGUAGGAAGAGUGGCUGGGGGAAUCCAGUUCCUGGGGGGCCUGUUGAUUGGCGCUGGCUGUGCCCUCUACCCCUUGGGCUGGGACAGUGAGGAAGUCCGGCAGACUUGUGGCUACAUCUCUGACCAGUUUGACUUGGGCAAGUGUGAAAUCGGCUGGGCCUACUACUGCACCGGGGCCGGGGCUGCAGCUGCCAUGCUGCUGUGCACAUGGCUGGCGUGCUUCUCAGGCAAGAAGCAAAAGCACUACCCCUACUGAGGCCAUGAGGAGCAAGCUGAGGAGAGGACAGACACCAGAGACGGAGGGGCCCGAAGCAUUCCGCGACUUUCACAAGGUGGAAUAGUGGUUGUAAAUGCAGAACAGUGUUAAUGUAAUGAGAUUUGGUUGAAUCUGGAACAUUCUGUAGGAAGGGAGGGUGGUGGGGACAUUGUCAAAAGCAUGGAGAAUAGGGGACGAUGGACCAAAGGCUAAAACAUGGCAGGACAUUGGUGUUUCUGUUCCACAGAGUAGCGUUAAUGUAUAUCACACACAGCAAAUCUAUAUAUGCAAACGAGGAUCUCAUUUUCGUUCUCCUUCAAAAAGAUGAGGACUAGGGGAGUCAAAAGGGCUAGUAGAAACAGUAUUAUCUUAGGAAGCAGGAUGAGCACCCUGCAGACAUUCCCUGUAGAUGAGGACUGAGCCUGAAAGCACAUGAGCACGUGCACACAUAUGCACACAUAUGCACACAUGUGCACACAUAUGCACAGGUCAUAUGCACACAUCAUAUUCACACAUCACAUGCACACACCAUAUGCACAAGUCAUAUGCAUACAUCGAAAGCAUACGUCACACACACAGGUCACCACGCCACUGCACAGGGGGUCAGCUGUGUACUGUUGCUCCUGUUUCUUUUUUUAAAAUAUACAUCAGUACAGCAUCAUCGCCAAGCAUACAUUGAGCCUAGUCCAUGGACCAAUAUGCCACUGUAUCAGUAUUUUUGAUGUCCUGCAUAAACCAUGCCCACAGCAUAUCUUUGGUGUUUAUGCAGAUCCUUAGAGGAAAGCCUUCGCAUUUCAAAGACACCCAGUAGUGAUCUGAGUAGCUUCUGCUGUAGUAACCUUUUGAAGAACAGGACAGCUUUUGUCUCCUGUAGGUGAGAAUUCAGUUGCAGAUUUGAGAGUGAAGAGAGCUCUUUCUCCAUUUAUUGGAUCUUCUUUUCUUUUCUCCAUUAUUCUACUGUGCUAUACCACAAUUAUUUCAAUAUUCAUUUUGUAAAGGGAAAAAAAAGUACUAUUUUGUUUGUAUUUGAAAGCUCUGUGAAUAAAUUCUCUUUGAUCAAU
This is a messenger RNA of Rattus norvegicus (Norway rat), 2084 nucleotides long. RefSeq names its product LHFPL tetraspan subfamily member 6 (gene Lhfpl6). Gene Ontology annotation, cellular component: membrane. The transcript is spliced from 4 exons. The coding region runs from base 421 to 1023 and encodes 200 amino acids. Lineage: Eukaryota; Metazoa; Chordata; Mammalia; Rodentia; Muridae. The record is from RefSeq and is marked validated.